Molecule: messenger RNA, 342 nt
Organism: Drepanopeziza brunnea f. sp. 'multigermtubi' MB_m1
Lineage: Eukaryota; Fungi; Ascomycota; Leotiomycetes; Helotiales; Drepanopezizaceae
Source: RefSeq, a predicted model, not a curated record
AUGGAGGAAUGCUACUGCCAAGAGUGGCUGUUGGAGAAUUCCGGUACUUCAGUGGAUGAACAACAAAACCAAUAUCCCAAGGUGCAAGAUGCAAGCUCGUUUAAUUGUGCCUCGUCUUUGAUGUUUGUGGCUGCUGUUGAUAUUUGCAGGCCGACCUCCACGGUCUCUGGAGAUCCUACUUGUCUACUUAUCCAGAAGCCUGUAGAAGGCCUGAUCUUCGCGGCGCAUGGUUCUGCAGUCCAGCCUGCCCAAGCUGCCCAAGCAGUUCCUCAAGCUGCUCCCCAAGCACAAUUGCUUGCUACUGAGCCAUUUGCUCCCCAGCACUCGCUCGCAGCAUCUUGA